GCAGCGCGUCAGUCGUGACUUAAAGUUGCAGCGUCUUUACUCCUGCAGAAAAGCAGCUGCCAGCUAACCACCAUGGCAGGAAAGAGAGCCAUAGUGAUCCUGUCUAAAGGCGCAGAGGAGAUGGAAACAGUUAUUUCUGUGGAUAUUAUGCGCAGAGCCGGGAUCGCAGUAACAGUUGCGGGACUGACAGGAAAAGAGCCAGUCCAGUGCAGCAGAAAUGUCGUCAUCUGUCCUGAUGCAAGUCUGGAAGAAGCCAGCAAACUGGGACCUUAUGAUGUUGUGGUCUUGCCAGGGGGGAUGCCAGGCGCCAAGAAUUUGGCAGAGUCUCCUGCCGUGAAGGAGGUGCUGAAGGAUCAAGAUGGCAGAAAAGGCCUGAUUGCAGCCAUCUGUGCAGGUCCCACUGCUCUUUUGGCACAUGGAAUAGGCUAUGGCAGCACAGUCACUACACAUCCUGCCAUGAAGGAGAUGAUGAUGGUUGACGACCACUAUAAAUAUUCAGAGGCCCGAGUGCAGAAGGAUGGCCAUUACAUCACCAGCCGUGGGCCAGGAACCAGCUUUGAGUUCGCCCUGACGAUUGUAGAGGAACUCAUGGGGGCUGAGGUUGCAGCUCAAGUCAAGGCUCCUCUUAUUAUGAAAGACUGAUGGUUCACUUGUAAUCCUGUAAGCUGCACUGCCCAGUAUAACGCUCUGGAAAAACUGAGACAGCUGGUAUA
Messenger RNA from Nematolebias whitei (Rio pearlfish), 713 nucleotides. It is a transcript of the gene park7, whose product is annotated as parkinson protein 7. NCBI's taxonomy places the organism in Eukaryota, Metazoa, Chordata, Actinopteri, Cyprinodontiformes, Rivulidae. Gene Ontology annotation, cellular component: nucleus; cytosol. The record is from RefSeq and is a predicted model, not a curated record. Gene Ontology annotation, molecular function: protein deglycase activity. The transcript has 6 exons. Gene Ontology annotation, biological process: protein deglycation, glyoxal removal; guanine deglycation, glyoxal removal. Bases 73 to 642 code for a protein of 189 amino acids.